AUGACAUCCGUUUCCAAACGCCAAGCAGAGCCUGAAGCUAAUGUGCUAUUUCCGCAUAGAGAUUGGGUCCCUGCUCAAUUGAAAGAGUCAGAUCCUGGAACAAACGAGGAAAAACCUGGGGCAAACAAGGAUAAGGCCCGCAGGCUUGUCCUGUGCCUUGACGGAACUAGCAACCAGUUCAGUUACGAUAACUCGAAUGUCCUUGAAUUCUUCAAAUGUCUUCGCAAGGAUGACAAGCGUCAAUUAGUCUAUUACCAGACAGGAAUAGGGACAUAUACCAAAUCUACCUUUGUCACCAAGCCAGUAGUUCUGGCGUCAAUGUUGGCCGAUGCGGCUAUUGGCUGGAAUCUCGAGGAUCAUGUUGAAGACGCAUAUCGAUUUUUAAUGCAAAACUAUAAAGCUGGGGAUAAAGUUUCGCUUUUUGGAUUCUCAAGGGGAGCAUAUACAGCCCGUGUACUCUAUGGUUUUAUUCAGAAGGUUGGCUUAUUACCACCCGACAAUCAUGCACAAAUUCCGUUUGCCUGGAAGGUCUUCAUGGGCAGUGAUAUUAACGGGGGUUUUGAAGAAUGUGCCAGAUAUAAGAAAGCAUUCUCACUACCUGUUGAGAUUGACUUUCUUGGUGUCUGGGACACAGUUGCAUCAAUUGGAAUAUCUGGAAAAGAGCUGCCUUUCGACAAGCCCUUGAAUGGGAAAGGUCUUCGUGUUUUUCGGCAAGCACUUGCAUUAGAUGAACGGCGUGCAAAGUUUAUUCCAAACUUUAAACUUACGGAUGACGGUACUUUGUCAAGGAGUGACUUCGGAACUGGAGAACCACAGGACCCAGUUCUCCAUGCACGGAGCCGGGAGGUCUGGUUUGCAGGUUGCCACUCUGAUGUUGGGGGAGGCUCUGUUCCUCACACGACACGUAACUCUCUGGCGCGCAUUCCUCUGCGAUGGAUGAUCCGAGAAUGCUUUCGCAUGGACACAGGUAUCAUAUUUGAUAAGAAGAUGCUUGCGGAAAUCGGAUUUCGCUCUGUACCAUUUCGCCCAGAGGAUAAACUUCGACAGGAGAAACAAGUGAAAGCUGCAGACGACGCACAGUCGCUCAUCAAAGCAAUUCAGGGGUUCUUUCUCUGCAAAUUAAUUGGCUAUAUAUUCGCAGCAUUGUUUUGGCCAGCCAUACGCCUGUUCAACCUCAUUAGGUACUCAAGACAACGUCACCCCAAACAAGGCGACCUCGAAGGGCAACACUGUGUUGACAACAAAGGAAGUACAUGUUCCUUCGAGGACUCUUACAAGCAGCGACCUAAUGACAGCAGGAAAAGUGAUGCAUGUACCAUAGACGAAAAUGGAACAGAACAGGACGAAGAACGACAAGAUGCAUUAUCUCCGAUUCAUGAUCAGCUAUCUAUGAGAUGGUUCUGGUGGAUACUUGAGUUAUGGCCAAUCAUCUUCCGUCUACAGAACUCGCAAGGUGGCCAGCGAAGUCAGUACGAGACACGGUUCAACCUUGGAAAGGGGCGCAAGAUAUAUGGAGAUGCUUGGAAUUCGACACCAAAGGAGACAGAAGACACGCGUCGAUCGAAAGAGGACGUCGAAGGCGCGUGGUGGAUAGAGGUGCAUCGCUCAGUCCUCACACGCAUCGAAGACAAGGAAAGUCGGUACAGGCCUCGUGCAUGGUUUAGUGUUCUCGGGAAGGGCAAAUUUCAUUGGAAGGGCUUGCGUCCAGAUUCAGAAAGCGAUGCAGAGUCGGAGAGUGAACUGGACCCAAGAAGUAGUGAGGAUUCAAGAGGCUGGCAUCUGAUUCGAUGGGUAGAUUAG
Messenger RNA from Fomitiporia mediterranea MF3/22, 1800 nucleotides. RefSeq lists its product as uncharacterized. The record is from RefSeq and is a predicted model, not a curated record. Bases 1 to 1800 code for a protein of 599 amino acids. NCBI's taxonomy places the organism in Eukaryota, Fungi, Basidiomycota, Agaricomycetes, Hymenochaetales, Hymenochaetaceae. The transcript is spliced from 7 exons.